GCUCGUUGUUGAAAAACAUGUGGGUAAACGUAUAGCCACGAGAUAAAUUUAUAUUUUUUAAAUUAAAUAAUAAAAAAUAUAAAUACAAAUUAUCAUUCAAAUUUAUAUUUUGUACCUCUUAAAUAUUAAAAUAGUUUAAAAAAAUUAAUAUUCACAGUAUUUACAAUGAAUUUAUUCAUUUGCGGUGUGUUAUUUUGGCUUAAUAUUGACAGAGCAUGCGUGCAAGAGACAACGAAUCAUAUUGAAAAUUCACCCAUCACCGGUGAAAAUAAUUUGACCGCGAAAUUCGAAAAAGAGCAACAAUUUAAAACAUUAUUCAUCACUUUUCGAAGAGAACAUUAUCAUGCUUUGCAAAAUAUUAAAAACUUACCAACGUAUGAAAGACAGUACGAAAUGAUUUCUAUUAUUAUUGAUCGAAUGGUAAAAAUUAUUACAGAAAAACGAAAAAUUUUCGAAGACUUUCAAGAUGAAUUAGACAAUGACUUUUUUUCAGACGCAAAUAAAACGGAUGCUUUAUUUGCUCUCUCAGAAAACACAGCAUUAUUUAGCGAUAUAGUUCUGCAAAUACCAGAGAUAACUCACCGAAUAUUGAAGAAGCAAAAAAUCUGGUUUGAUUCACUGAAGUGGUCAUUAAUAUUCAUCAAUAAAAACCGGUAUCUUUUGGAUCAGUCGACUACUGCGAUAUUGGAGCUCGCAUUGCAAGAACUCAAUAUAAUCACCCGAAUGCCAAAUUAUUCAAAUCCUUACGUGCAGAAUAAGAAGGGAAGGCCAUCAGUGAAAGGAUCGAGUUCGGAAAAGCAAAGAAAAACAAUGAAAAAACAUAAACCCGGUCCUCAAAUUGCUCGUGUAGAAUUAUAAAAUUCCAACAUGUAGUAUAAGUAUAUAUAAUAUAUAUAUUUAUAUAUAAAUAAUAUUGACAGUAAUAUAAAUUCCAUAAUAAUUAUUUGUCUCAACUAUUUUUACUAAGUCUUAUUUGUUGUUAGAAGAUUAUAAUCGAUAAAUCGAUUGAAUAAAAACUCGAUGGCUGUUGAUCAGUAUUUGUGUCAUCAAUGUCCGGUUAAAAUAAGAGAAACCUGAUGGAACUACCGAACCCAUGCUACUAUACUAUAUGGAUAUAUAAUAUAUUUAAAAAACACGUUUGCUUUCGCGUGAGAAUGUGGGUCUGUCUGCCCAACCGACUGGUUUCUCCUUCACAUUUUAUAUGACAUAGCUAAGACACACCACAAGAAGAUAUAUAUUUCAUUUUAACACGACAUACAAGUGCUGAGAAAUUUCAAGUUCAACGUUCAUGAUUGUAAUCGACGAAAACAGUAUGCAUUAAGAUAUGUUCUAAGCUUUCUGACUUUCACCACUCACGAUUUAACACAUUACCAUCACCUAAAUUUAAAUCAAUAGGCAUUUAAUAUUCACAGUUUAAAUUAAAUGUCAUGAAAAAAAUUAUUUAUUAUAAUAAUUAAUAAUAAACAAAUAACUUUAAGAUAUACC
Microplitis mediator is the source of this 1485-nucleotide messenger RNA. Its product is annotated as coiled-coil domain-containing protein 134-like. The transcript is spliced from 3 exons. Lineage: Eukaryota; Metazoa; Arthropoda; Insecta; Hymenoptera; Braconidae. The coding region runs from base 166 to 858 and encodes 230 amino acids. The record is from RefSeq and is a predicted model, not a curated record.